CAAUUGUCAUCUGGUAUGAGGUCUCGAGAUCUCGUCGCUCCACAUCCUGUGACAUCACCACCGAUGACCGAAGAGAAUAGGACAGAGCACUUCAUCCUGCGGCAGAAGCUGCUACGGUAUCAACGACCACGGGAUAGAGCAACUCCUUUUUAGACUGUACCCUUCCUGACCAUGGCCGAGGAAGAACAGCCGACCAUGCCUGAAGAAGAACAGCCACCCACCGAGGUAGAGGCCAAUCCACAAGAGGAUCCCCUCAAAGAUGGCAUUAAGUCGAUGAAAUCCAUGUUUCGAAGUGACGCACGGAACGAGUCCAACAAGUUGUUCCGAGAGUUAGACGGAGACAGGAGCAAGAGUGCUUCUCAUGAGGAGAUUGCCAAGUUUGUGGCCUCCAACGAUCAGCUAUGGGCUCUGCUCAGUGUCAAUUUGGAUCAGCCUAAAGAGGUUGCUACCGAGGUGGCAACUCGAGUCGCCAUGGAGCUCGCAACGGAGCUCAAGGGAGAAGAAGCCAUGAAUGCCGAGCUCAACAAAGACCAGUUUCACAAUUUCCGCAAAAAAUACAUUCUAGAUCCAACGGGGUCUCAAGAGUUCUUCUUUCGGGCUGUGUUUGCUUCGUUUGAUAAAGAUAGUAAUGCUGUGCUGGACGAACAAGAGCUGGAUCAGUUUCUAGAGAUCUUUUACAAAUCGGGGUCUACCUUUCAGGGAUCCAUGGGGACACUCAAGUUACCUCCGAAAGAGAAACUCCAUGAAAUUUUCUUGAAAGAGUUUGAUGAAAACGACGACAAGGAGCUCUCAUUUGAGGAGGUACGAGUGAUCAUUAGCGGCCAGGUCAACCCGGACGUGGCCGCCGAAAUUGAAGUAGCUGCUGCCAAAGCGGAAGCCGAGGCGAUCGAGCGUUCAGAACGCCUUGAAGAGGAGAGGCUCGAACAAGAGCGUUUGGAGAAGGAACGCCUCGAAGCGGAGAGGAUCGAAAACGAGAGACUUGAAAAAGAAAGGCUCGAGAAAGAGGAAGCGGCGAGCGCGGAGAACGCGGAGAAAGAAGGCCUGGAAGCGGAGAGAGUCGAGAAAGAAAGACUCGAGAAAGAGAAGCUUGAAGAAGAGAAAGCUGAAGCUGAUCGCAUCGAAGAGGAACGUCGAAUGCGACAACAGGAAGAAGAAGAACAAAAGAGAAACGAGGAAAAGCUGCAGGAAGAGCAGGCCAAAGAGAAGGCUCCGGGGCCAAAGGAAGUUUUGGUGGAAAAGGAAGAAGACGAUUCAGGGUGUCCGUUGUGUGAGUGGUUGUUCGGACAGCCAACUCCGGCCAAGUAAGUAUCACAUGCUACGACCUAUCCGCUGACCGAAGCAACGCAUCUGUACCGUGGGAUCAAUACCUUCGAUGGCAGAGAGGCUAGAAGACACAAACGUAAGAGAAAUCCGUGAGGGCACGAGAACAGCGAUCAGCGGUUCAGAGGAGGGGUUCAAUACGUUUGGAUACAUAUCCAACGUCCAGCUACAUGUAAUAGACAGAACAAAAUGCAUCAU
Messenger RNA from Seminavis robusta, 1518 nucleotides. The record is from the annotation of a GenBank genome assembly. NCBI's taxonomy places the organism in Eukaryota, Bacillariophyta, Bacillariophyceae, Naviculales, Naviculaceae.